AUGUGGGUCCUGGACGUCAUCGCAGGCACAAGCGACGGCGCUGACAUGGCGUUCUAUCUCGUGGCGGGCGAGUGGACCGUCGGUCGCAAGCGCUGCCACUUGAGCUUCCUCGGUGACUCGUCCAUCUCUCGCACGCACGCGCUGAUCCGCGUUGGCGCGUUAACGUCCGACCAAUUGGGAGAUCCGUCGACUCGACCGGCACUGGAGCUCGUGGACACGACCUCGCGCUUUGGCUCGUUUGUGAACGAGGAAAAGUGCAUUGGCACAAGGAGAUUGCAGCCUGGUGACGAGAUCUCGUUCGGGGCGAAGAAGACUGUGCUGCGGGUGCGUUACCAAGUGAUUGUGCUCGUCGCGUCGCGUAUCCAGCGAUCGAGUCGCGUGCAGGUGAACGACGCGUGUCAGUGCACGGGAAUGCACGUGAUUGCAGCACCAAGUAAAGACGCGACACAUUGCAUCAUGGAUCAAGGCCACAUUGUAGCCACUGUCAAGGUGCUGUGGGCCCUCGUGUACAACCAGCCGGUGGUGUGCACCCAAUGGCUAUAUGCUAUUUUGAAUCGAUCGAGGCUAUCGGACCCGUUGCCACGGUGUGAAGACUACCUUCCUGCGAAUCCAUCCUUGCCGUCGGUUGAACGCAAUUACUUGCCGGAUCCGCUGCGGAAGACGCUGUUCCGAGGGUAUGCAGUGGUCUUCUUAACACCACAGUCGAUGCAAGAGCUUAUUCCCGCAAUGGAUGGCGUUGUAGUCACUGCGUACAAAGAAGUUGACGGGGACGACCGUAUGCUGCGUGAGAUGGAUUCACUAACUUCGAGUAAGCAGAUACUGCUUAUAGAACCUUUGCAAGUUGCAGGAUCUUCCUGUACGGCAGGGCAGAGUGAACAGCAAGCUUCAGCGUUUGACAACCCACCAUGUUCGAUCGAUGUAGUGGAGCGACGGGUAAAGCUGUUUGCGGCAAUGGGAGCGGUGUUUACGAGCGUGCAAGAACUAGCUGCGUGUGUGAUAUUUGUGAAAUCGCCCACGUCAUUGAAUGGCACGGCUUUCAAUCACAACCUUGCCAGCUACUCGAAAACAUCCAUCCAGCGUAGGAGCUCUCCAGAACGUUUGAGUGUGCAGUCGACAUCAACUGUGGAUCACAAGAAUAAAAAGGAUGAAACCAAGCAAGAAGAGAAGGACAAGGAAUUUGACCAUGAUGCAACGAUGGAGGAGAAUUAUAAGCAACUGUCCAGCCCUCACUACGAGGGUGCCGAGAUCAAAGGCCGUAACGUAUCGACAGAUUCAAACAUCAACGUUAUGCAGCUUUUAAAGAGAGAGCUACGAGGACAAGGUAUUGUUCUCCGAGGCUUGAACGACGAGCAGGAAUUGAUGCUGACUACUGUUUUCUUGGUGCUGGUACUUAUUUGCUACGUGACUAAUGAAGGGACUUUGUCGCCAAGUAAGCGCAUGCGUGAGAUGACGCCCAGCAAGUCGAGAGCUGUAGACCUAUCAGCAUGGAAAUCCUUGCGCUUGUUACGUCAACACGACAUGAAACCCAAACAACACGACAAUUCUGGCGAGCCAGUCGUGAUGAGUUGUGAGUUGGUUGUGAAGAAGCGAGAGUCCUUCCAGCAAAGCAUGGAGGGAGGGAAUGGAUUGGUGAAUUACAAGCGGUUUAAGAAGCAAGAAGGUUGCGGAUCACGAGCUUCUCUGUUCCCUCAGCAGACAGUCGUGAGCGUUGUCAACAACGCUGACCGUGUAGCCCUCCAGGGCAACCUGGAUAUAAUGGAAGAACAAGAACGAAUCGCAGAGGAGUUGUUUGCCGUGGGGGAAGGACGAGCCAAAACCAAGCUAUUUCAGGCCAGCUAA
This is a messenger RNA of Peronospora matthiolae, 1839 nucleotides long. Lineage: Eukaryota; Oomycota; Peronosporomycetes; Peronosporales; Peronosporaceae. The record is from the annotation of a GenBank genome assembly.